AUGCCUUCGUCAUCCUCAUAUGUAGCUACUAGACGACAGGCGAGUGAUUCGACUAUUACCGACUCUGGUAGAGGAUCUGAGGACACCUCUAAGACCAGUGGUCACAGCUCUAUCUACACCAGAUACUUGAGUCAAUUUUACAAGACGAAGUUAUGCAAAUACCACUUAGAUGGGUUUUGCAAUCGUGGUGAUAACUGUACGCAUGCGCACAGUGUUGAAGAGCUCAACAGUCAGCCGGACCUAGCUAAGUGUCGUAUGUGCCGAGUUUUCCUUCAAACUGGUCAUUGCGCUGACUCUCAGUGUCCUUAUGCACACGACUUGGAAACAGUUAGAUCGUCCAACGCGUUUUUCCGCACUAAGAUGUGCGACUUUGCAAAGCAAGGCUUUUGCAAACUAGGAAAUAGAUGUCGAUACGCCCAUUCCGGGAGUGAAAUCAUCCAAGAUGUUGACUAUUCACCAAAAGCAGAUGACUCGAAGAAGCCGAUUCAGCCAGGUUCUGCCGAUAUUGGCUUAGAAGGCAAGAAGAUGUAUGCCAUACAUAAACGUCGACGCAGGGGUGGUAAGAAUAUCACUAAGAGUGAGACAACCCCGUGUCUCGAACUUACGAUUAAGAAUCAGAAUAAUGGUGGUAAUGGUCAUAGCAGUAGCAUUAGAGUUAGUUAUUCAUGCAUGUAG
This is a messenger RNA of Perkinsus marinus ATCC 50983, 675 nucleotides long. RefSeq lists its product as hypothetical. Gene Ontology annotation, molecular function: mRNA binding; metal ion binding. The record is from RefSeq and is a predicted model, not a curated record. The transcript has 7 exons. NCBI's taxonomy places the organism in Eukaryota, Perkinsozoa, Perkinsida, Perkinsidae. Bases 1 to 675 code for a protein of 224 amino acids.